Molecule: messenger RNA, 1521 nt
Organism: Lynx canadensis (Canada lynx)
Lineage: Eukaryota; Metazoa; Chordata; Mammalia; Carnivora; Felidae
Gene: G6PC3
Product: glucose-6-phosphatase catalytic subunit 3
Exons: 6
Coding region: 172-1212 (346 amino acids)
Biological process (GO): glucose 6-phosphate metabolic process; gluconeogenesis
Cellular component (GO): membrane
Molecular function (GO): glucose-6-phosphatase activity
Source: RefSeq, a predicted model, not a curated record
GGCUUGUGCCGGUCGCUGGCAGGGGGCGGGGCCUAGGGCUCCGAAAGGUGGGCUUUUGGACGGCAGCGGGGAGAGCAGCAUCCUCGUCUCCGACGCGUCUCCGACGCGUCUCCGACACUCCUCGGCUUCCACCAUAGAGCAAACCCCCGCCCGGCCGGUCCCUCGGUCGCCAUGGAGUCCACGCUGGGCGCGGGCAUCGCAAUGGCCGAGGCGCUGCAGAACCAGCUGCCUUGGCUGGAAAACGUGUGGCUCUGGGUCACCUUUCUGGGCGAUCCCAAGAGCCUCUUUCUGUUCUACUUCCCCGCGGCCUACUACGCCUCCCGCCGCGUGGGCAUCGCAGUGCUCUGGAUCAGCCUCAUCACCGAGUGGCUCAACCUCGUCUUCAAGUGGCUUCUGUUUGGAGACAGGCCCUUUUGGUGGGUCCAUGAGUCUGGCUACUACAGCCAGGCCCCAGCCCAGGUCCACCAGUUCCCUGCUUCUUGUGAAACUGGUCCAGGCAGCCCUUCUGGACAUUGCAUGAUCACAGGAGCAGCGCUCUGGCCCAUAAUGACGGCCAUCUCUUCCCAGGUGGCCACUCGGGCCCACAGCCGCUGGGUGAGGGUGAUACCUAGUCUGGCUUACUGCACCUUCCUACUGGCGGUCGGCCUGUCCCGGGUCUUCCUCUUAGCACAUUUCCCCCACCAGGUGCUGGCUGGCCUAAUUACUGGUGCUGCGCUGGGCUGGCUGAUGGCCCCCCGGGUACCCAUGGAGCGGGAGCUAAGCUUCUAUGGAUUGACCUCACUGGCCCUCUUGCUGGGUGCCAGCCUCAUCUAUUGGACCCUUUUUACACUGGGCCUGGAUCUUUCUUGGUCCAUCAGUCUGGCCUCCAAGUGGUGUGAGCGGCCUGAGUGGGUGCACUUGGAUAGCCGGCCCUUUGCCUCCCUGAGCCGUGACUCAGGGGCCGCCCUGGGUCUGGGCAUUGCCCUGCACUCUCCCUGCUAUGCCCAGGUACGGCGAGCAUACCUGGGACAUGGCCAGAAGAUAGUCUGUCUUGUGCUGGCCGUGGGGCUGCUGGGCCCCCUGGACUGGCUGGGCUACCCACCUCAGAUCAGCCUUUUCUAUAUCUUCAAUUUCCUCAAGUACACCCUCUGGCCAUGCCUCGUCCUGGCCCUUGUGCCCUGGGUGGUGCACACGUUCAGUGCCCAGGAAAUACCACCCAUCCGCUCUUCCUGACUUCAAGUGCCUCCUAUUGCCACUUGCCCCGCCCCCCCCCCCCAAAGCCAACACUCCAUGAUCUGUGACCUCCCUCCCCACUCCAGGAGGCAGCCCCAUCCCCUUCCAGCUCCCACAGGCCCUGGUCAUCCUCAGUCUCCCACUUCUCCAGCAUCUGGUCUUCACCCCAAAGGGCCUUCUUUCUCCCAAAAAUGCUGGUCCUUUUGCCUUCCCCUGAGUCCCCGGAGAGCUAAGGCAACAUCAAGACCAGUGGGCUCCUGUAACACUGUGAGGGGUUCACAGAGGCCCCAAUAAAAGCCCUUGAAUACA